Alosa sapidissima (American shad) is the source of this 1972-nucleotide messenger RNA. RefSeq names its product probable polypeptide N-acetylgalactosaminyltransferase 8. The transcript has 11 exons. Lineage: Eukaryota; Metazoa; Chordata; Actinopteri; Clupeiformes; Clupeidae. The record is from RefSeq and is a predicted model, not a curated record. Bases 44 to 1696 code for a protein of 550 amino acids. Gene Ontology annotation, cellular component: Golgi apparatus.
GGUGGGGGAGCAUAGGAAUGAUCACCUUACAGCAAACUACUCCAUGCAGGGCACUGAUAUUCUAGAGAGACUAGAGAGAAUGGAGGCCCAAAUCAACAAAUUAGUCAGUUCCCUCCACAAACGCGAGGAGAGACGGGUGGAUGAAGUGAAGGAGGAGAAGAGGGUCAAAAAGUACCCAAACUCACCUCUUUUCAAAAACUGGGAUGCUGCUCUGACCGAGGAAGAACAGAUGGAGGCUGAGGAGUUGUUUCAGAGAUAUGGCUACAAUACCUUUCUGAGCAACCGUUUGCCAUUGGACAGGGAGCUACCUGAAACGCGACAUUAUAGGUGUUUGGAGCGGGAAUACCCAAAAGAUCUGCCCACCAUUAGCGUUGUGCUGAUCUACCUUGACGAGGCCCUGUCCAUAAUCAAGAGAGCCAUCUACAGCAUCAUCAACAGGACCCCUGCCCACCUCCUCAGAGACAUCAUCCUGGUGGAUGACCACAGCUCCAACGGUGACCUGAAAGAGCCAUUAAAUGCCUUUGUGAGUCUCAUUCAUGUGACUAGGCCUGGCUUGGUGAAACAGGUCAGGCACUCCAGCCAGCUAGGCCUAAGUCAGACGAGAAUUUCGGGGUGGAAGGUUGCCAGUGGUGAUGUGGUUGCCAUUUUGGAUGCCCAUAUUGAGGUCAACAAGGGCUGGGCAGAGCCGCUCCUGGCGCGAAUCAAGGAAGACCACACUGUGGUGCUAUCACCUGUGCUUGAUAAAGUGAGCUGCUAUGAUCUGAAGUUGACAAACUACAAGCCAUCAGCCCAAGGCUUUGACUGGGCAAUGUGGUGCAAGUACGAGGCAUUCCUCCCACAGUGGUAUGCCAGAAAUGAUGAGACACUUCCUGGAAAGAGUCCAUCCAUUAUGGGGGUACUGGUGGCAGAUCGUGUUUUCUUUGGGGAGAUUGGAGCUCUGGAUCCUGGCAUGAAAAUGUAUGGCGGAGAAAAUGUUGAAUUCGGACUUAGAGUGUGGUCGUGUGGUGGUAGCAUUGAGGUGAUUCCCUGUUCCAAGAUUGCUCACCUGGAGAGAGCGCAUAAACCUUACAUGCCAGAGCUGAAAUACUUGAUGCAGAGAAACGCUCUCCGGGUGGCUGAGGUGUGGCUGGACGACUACAAGCACAAUGUCAACAUUGCCUGGAGGCUCCCUCUACAGAACCAUGGCAUAGAUAUUGGUGAUGUGUCUGAAAGAAAAAAGCUGAGGGAAAAACUUAAGUGCAAGCCUUUCCAGUGGUACCUCGACAAUGUCUAUACCAGCUUAAAGCCAUUCAACAUUCUCAGCUAUGGCAAUUUGCAGAAUGACAUGAACACAGAUGCAUGUGUGGAUCAAGGCCCUGUUCCAGGACACACCCCCAUCUUAUACCAAUGUCAUUCUUACACCUCUCAGGCUUGCUACUAUCACUCAAGUGGCAAGAUAUACAUUGGAGAAAUCCAGUCCAACAUGGACCAAACUAACCGCUGUCUGGUGGAUCCAGGCUCGGGAGAAUUGCCACAACUACAUGAAUGCAAGAAGGCCAAAAAAACAGGCCUUAAUAUGCACUGGGACUUCAAACAGGGGUCUGCCAUACAGAACAGAGAGACAAAGAGAUGUUUGGAGGUAAAGGACAUUGAACUUGUCAUGCAGGAAUGCAGUGGUCAGAACUGGAGGAUUACAAAUGUGGUCAAAGAGUUUUGAAUUCCUGUAGAGCAUAUUUCAACAUAUUUAGACAACUGUCCUGUACCCCGUUUGCAAAGAUUUUUCAGAGUGACUGUACACAAACAGAAUUCAGAAACAGAUUCAUAAUCUCUGGUCUAGACAAGAGCAUAGGAGAUAUGCCAGGUUUGAGUUGUGCUACAAGUUGAAGUCGUUCUCUAUCUCCGUUGCUUCUAGCGGCACGGUGGUUAAAAAUAGUACGGUCCACAAUAGGGGUGUCUGAAAUCGCUUUACAUUAAAAUGUUCCUACAGUGGAAA